CUUGACUGAAGAGAGUUCAGGCAUCUGAAGUCAGCAUUGAAGCCCCACAUCAAAAAUGGAAUCGAAUGCACAAUUAAACUUCAUUUUACUGGGGAAAAAGGGAGCUGGGAAGAGUUCAUCAGGAAACACAAUACUCGGACGACAAGCUUUCACAACAAAGAAAUGCUCCAGUUCUGUUACUCAAGAUCAAACUAUGGGGUCUGGAACAGUUGAUGGGUUUUCAGUCACCGUGUACGACACACCAGGAUUCUUUGACCCUAAGCUGAGUGAGCAUGAGAUUCAGCAGAAAAUUGGAAAGGUUCUCCAAAAAUCUGAAGUGGGUGAAUGGGCAUUUCUAAUCGUUAUUAAAGCAGACAGUUUCACUGAAGAGGAGAGAAUAACAGUAAAGAAGAUCGAGAAGCUGCUGGGAGAAAGACGCUUUCAGAAAACCUGGAUUCUCUUCACCAGAGCAGAUGAAUUAGAAGAUGACAACGUGACAGAACAAGAAUUCCUUAACAUAAAUGGAGGUUUGAAGAAGCUUGUUCAGAAAUAUGAUCAGAGAUACCACAUGUUCAACAACAAGAAGAAAGGACCAAGUAAACAAGUUAAAAUGUUACUUACCAAAAUAAUCCAGCCAUUUGUUAAAGAAAAAGAAAUCCAAACUUUUGGAAACCAGAAGCUGAACAUGGUGUUUUGUGGAAAUUAUGAAAUAUUAAAGGAAUCUGUAUCAAAACUUAUAGAAGGAGAAAAGACAUUCCUUCCUCCUUUACAUCAGAAGGAGUGUGUGAGUAAAGCUGUGGAUCUUCAUGGUCGUCUGAUUAAUGUGCUGGAGCUUCCAGCUCUCAGUCGUCUCUCAGAGGAGGAAGUGAUGCAUCAGUCCCACCAAUGUGUGUCUCUCGGUGAUCCUGGAGUUCAUGCUUUCCUCUUCUUUAUUUCUGAUGCUCCACUGACUGAGGAAGAUAAAGCAGAAAUGGAGGAGAUCCAGAAGAUUUUCAGCUCCAAAAUCAAUAAACACAUGAUCAUUGUAAACCUAAAGAUGAAUAAUCAGAUAAAUACAGAUCCUUCUUCAGAGAUCUCUAUUCAAACAUUUGGAGCUCGACAGUUUGUUUUGGAGAACAGCUCACAGGUUCCUGAUCUGCUGCAGGAUGUGGAGAACAUGGUGGAAGAGAACAGUUUCUACACCUCCUUCAUGUUCCUUCAGGCUCAGAUAGAGCUGGAGAGAAACAAACACAAGGCUGAAAUAGAAGAACUGAAGAGAUUCAUGAUGAAAACUCAAGCAACAGAAGCAGAUGUAACAUAUGAUGAUGAUCUGAGGAUUGUGCUGCUGGGUAAGACAGGUGUUGGGAAGAGUGCAUCAGCAAACAUCAUACUGAGAAAAACAGCUUUUAAAUCAGCACUGGCUUCAAAAUCAGUGACCAGAGAGUGUCAGAAAGACAGAGCUGAGUUCAGCAGAGGACGCAUAACCGUGAUCGACACUCCAGGCCUGUUUGACACUGGAAUUGAUAAUGCUCAGAUCAUGAAGGAGAUUGUGAAGUGUGUGUCAAUGGCAGCACCAGGACCGCAUGUGUUUCUGUUGGUGAUUUCACUGGUACGGUUCACAGAUGAGGAGAAAGAUGCAGUGAAGAUGAUCCAGGAGAGGUUUGGUGAUCAAUCCAGCAUGUACACCAUGGUGCUCUUCACCAGAGGAGACGAUCUAGGAGGAACCAGCAUUAAAGAUUUUAUUGAAGGAGAUGAAAACUUACAGAACCUCAUCCAUCAGUGUGGAAACAGAUACCAUGUGUUCAGGAAUAAAGAGACUGAAGAUCAGGUGCAGGUUUCUGAACUACUGGAGAAGAUUGACCGCAUGGUGGCAGAAAAUGGAGGAGGUUAUUACACCAAUGAGAUGUUUCAGCAGGUGGAGAAAAACAUCAGAGAAGAACAAAAGAGAAUCCUGAUGGAGAAAGUAGAGGAAAUUAAGAGAAAAGAGAAAGAGCUGAGAGACAAAUAUGAAGCAGAAAUGGAGCAAAUAAAGAAGGAAACUGAGAGAAAAAGACAAGAGAUGCAAGAUGAACUGAGAAAAAAAGAGGAGGAGUUUAAAAAGAAAGAAGAGGAGAUUAAGAAUGAAAAAGAUGAAAGUUUACAAAAAGAGCUGCAGAAAAAACUGGAGGAACAGCAGAAACUGCUUAAAGAAAAGAUGAAGAAAGAGAAGGCUUUGGAAGAACAACAGAAGAAACACAUAAAAGACCUGGAAGGAAAACAUGAGAAAGAAAGCCAAAAACUCAAGGAUGAAGUAAAACGUGAAACUAGAGAGCAAGCAGAGCGUGAAUAUCGUAAAAAAAUUGACAGUAUACCGUACAGGUCAAAGCGAGCUAGUGACUGGGGUUACUAUGUUCCUGUUGUUGGAGCAGCUGCUGGAGGAGCUGUUGGUACUAUUGAAGAUGUUGGUGGUUGGAUUAAAAAACGUUUCUUUUCUUAAUCUACAUACUCCAAACAAAGGGUAAAUUCAGAUUUCAGACCUCUGGCUCCCAGUGACAGCAGCAGUCUAUAAGUGUCAGCAACAGUAUAUAAAGUAAAAUUCAUGUCUCCUCUAGCAAUGAUCUUCUCACUUGAAGAGUAACAUGAUGAUAAACAAUAUGCUUCUCUUUCUGAACUGAAAUAAUGCCUGGUGUAGCUUAAAGUAUACUAUUGUAUUGAUAAUUAUCCUGUACUCAUUUAUUCCUCAACUUCACCAUUCAUCUAAUGUGUGCUCACUCCACUGUGUCACACAUGUUUGAUUUCUCUAUUUACCUGUAAUACACCUUAUGCAGAGUUCACACUGUGCAAUUAUCAAAGCUGUCAGUUCAGGAUACACCCUCAUGACUACAUUAAAAUCACCCAUAACUCUGUGUGGCUCCCAAAUGCAUGCAAGAAGCGAUAAUGAAAUAACCCAGGACCACAUGAAAGAUGAUAAAAUAUACUCUCCUAUAAGAAUUUUUUUUUUUUAAUAAUUUGCCAUUUAUUGGUCUGUGAUCAAAUUUGCAGUUAAGUGGGGACCUGAAUCCUACUCUCAUUGGCUGUUGGUCUUUGCUUGUGUCUUUUUUCAGUCAGAAAUCAUUUAUCAUAGAAUGAUUUUAGUCUAGAUAUUAACAUGUCAAAUAUUUAGCAGCAGCAUGUCGAAGACUCUCUGAUCACGUUUUGGAUCAUUCACACUGUAUGAAUGAGCACUGAUUUGCCUUGCCAUUUCUCCAAACCUGUCAUUGAGUGAAAAUUAGGGCUAAAAUGCAGUGUGAACUCACAUAAAAGACUCUGUCAAUCAUUUUAUCAAUCAGUCUGUAAUCAAAUGCUAUUACUGAUAUACUCACAUAUUGCCAUGUUGUUGCUUGCUCCAAUAAACUUACUGAAACUUA
Molecule: messenger RNA, 3344 nt
Organism: Danio rerio (zebrafish)
Lineage: Eukaryota; Metazoa; Chordata; Actinopteri; Cypriniformes; Danionidae
Source: RefSeq, a predicted model, not a curated record